This is a messenger RNA of Anarrhichthys ocellatus (wolf-eel), 4859 nucleotides long. RefSeq names its product interferon regulatory factor 4a (gene irf4a). Gene Ontology annotation, biological process: regulation of transcription by RNA polymerase II; immune system process. The record is from RefSeq and is a predicted model, not a curated record. The transcript is spliced from 9 exons. Lineage: Eukaryota; Metazoa; Chordata; Actinopteri; Perciformes; Anarhichadidae. Gene Ontology annotation, molecular function: protein binding; DNA-binding transcription factor activity, RNA polymerase II-specific; RNA polymerase II cis-regulatory region sequence-specific DNA binding. Gene Ontology annotation, cellular component: nucleus. Bases 36 to 1421 code for a protein of 461 amino acids.
AGCGGGGAGAGCUUGCAUGAUUAACGUUUGCAGAGAUGAACCUUGAUGAGGACAGUGGCCUGUCAGUCAGCUGCGGCAAUGGAAAACUGAGACAGUGGCUGAUUGAUCAGAUUGACAGCAGGAUAUACGCCGGCCUGGUUUGGGAAAAUGAUGAAAAGAGCAUCUUUAGGAUUCCGUGGAAACAUGCAGGGAAACAAGACUAUAACAGAGACGAGGAUGCAGCGCUCUUCAAGGCAUGGGCGUUGUUCAAGGGAAAACAUAAGGAGGGAGUCGACAAGCCAGAUCCCCCCACAUGGAAAACCAGACUACGCUGUGCUCUUAAUAAAAGCAAUGACUUUGAUGAGUUAGUAGAAAGAAGCCAACUGGACAUCUCAGACCCCUAUAAAGUCUACAGAAUCAUUCCAGAAGCAGCCAAAAGAGGAAUGAAGAUAAGCAUGGAGGAGACUCCAUCACAUGUAAAUGCCCUUGGCUAUAUUCCUCCAUAUACGUCUUCACAUGACCAGGUAUCUGGCUAUAUGGUUUCUCAGGAGAGAAGGGACUGGAGGGACUACUCACCCUCAGAACAGCAGCCGCUUCCUCCUUUACAUCAGCACGGGCCACAUGCAGAGCUGCAGUACGGUCAGUUCCACUACCCAUCACCGUUCAGCCGGGCUUGGCCCGGGUCACACACAGAAAAUGGUUUUCAGCUCUCCUUCCACACCUACUUUUCAGACUCCCAACCACCGGUGUAUUCUAUCAACCAAAACAAUGGCAUACAAGAUUUCAGCCUGCAUGUGUCCCUAUACUACAGAGAGUCUUUGGUGAAGGAGGUUACCACCACCAGCCCAGAAGGUUGCCGGAUCACCUCUCCUUCCUCCUCCUCUCCAUCCUCUUCUUCCUCCUCUUCCCCAUGCCCAGAGGACAAGAUUCAUAGCGGGGCAGAAAUCAUCCUUUUUCCAUUCCCGUACCCUGAGUCUCAGAGGCAGGGUGCUGAGAUGCUUCCUAAUGUACUGGAGAGGGGGGUGCUUCUGUGGAUGACGCCUGACGGCUUAUAUGCUAAGCGCCUCUGCCAGGGACGGGUUUACUGGGAAGGACCUCUGGCUCCUUAUGUGGAUAAACCCAACAAGCUGGAGAAGGAGCAGCCAUGCAAACUGUUUGACACCCAGCAAUUCCUGAUUGAGCUUCAAGAGUUUGCCCAUAACGGCCGACAUUUACCGAGACACCAGGUGGUGCUAUGUUUUGGAGACGAGUACCCCGACCCACAGCGCCCGAGGAAGAUGAUCACAGCACAGGUGGAGCCAGUGUUUGCCAGAAAACUGGUGUACUAUUACCAGCAGAACAAUGGCCACUACCUGCGGGCUUUUGAUCACGUCCAGGAACAGAACACAUCUACAACAAUCGACUAUCCUUCCCAAAGACCGCUACAGCAUAUUCAGGAGUGACAAGCGCACACACACACACACGUGUGAGGGCAUGAAUGUAAACGUAAACCACUGACUGUUUCUCAUGCCCUGUGACUGCAGUGUACUGUAAAUGAUAGAAGGUGUCAUGGAACUGAGGGGUAAAGAUGGGGAAGACCCUGUUGUUUUCACUUGCACACCUAUGCGUCGUAGUCUUUGUGUCUGUGACUGCAGAGUUAAGUUCUUUUUUUUCUACAAGUAUUAUUGUGACAGUGUGAAGGAUGCGGUUUGAGGGUGAGGGGAUGAGAGGAGCGGAGGGCGAGUGAGACAGGAAGUACUAGCACAGGUGCACAGGAAGAAUGGCCCCUAACACAAACACUGAUAUGUCAAAGGGACAAAACUGAGUAUGAAUUAAUAAUUAUUGUAUUUUCAAUGUGAUUGGUGCACUCAUACACUGAAGUGGCACAAUCACAAACUCUGCUUUUUAAACUGAAAAAAAAGCUCCUUCUGUGAUUCAAAACUUUUGUUGAAUACAGUUAUUGAAGAGCAAAAUAACAAAAUUAGCUUGGUGCGCAAGUGUCAACAGUAUCUAAGUCCAUUGUAGACCUCAAUUCUGUUAUGGUGGUGUAGUAAAGGAAGCUGCGAUACACAUUGUUUAUCUUUUGGCUGUAUGUUGCAGGACGCACUUACGAAAAUGUAUCGAUCUACUGAAUCUGGUCAGCUUUUAAAAACGUAAUUCCUUUAAAUGACAUCAAACUGAACAUUGUUUUAAGAUGAUCACAGAGAUUGUAAAUAUUCAUUUUUUUCUAUUCAUUGUUUUUUUUUUUGCUUUGUCUUGUAAAAUACUGUAUAGUUUUACUUCUUCGGGUGUCAGAAACAAUCUGAUUUGAAAACACCACCUUCGAUUGAACUUCUAACAAUUGAUAGAGAUGAAACUUCUGACGAGGGUUCGCAAGUAGACAUGGCUUCAUAUUCGAUGCUCACAAGCAACAAAAGGUUGGGGACCACUGGCUUACAACUCAUGAUCAGAGAGAAGCUUUGGCCUGAAGGUCUGUGUCACCAGAAAGAGUGGGUGGCCUCGACCAGACUGGACUCAGGCUGACUGGAAAAAUCACAAUCAUCCCGUAACUUGCAAGGAAACCGUUCCUGUUCCUCUUUACCUGAAACUUUAGGCCUCUCAAAUGGGAAGAAAAACUACCUUUGUGGUCAGCGUGCAAGUUGAGCCAUAGCGGAGGCCUCUGGUUCCCAUGCUGAUACUGUAGAGGUUCACAUACUGGAUGUAACGCCCACACAAAACUAAGAUCCUAACAACAUACAGGGGAAUGUGUAUACAUCAUAAGACGUAUGAAUCCAAUAGUCAGGAUAAUGCAAUUCCUCAAGCUCCUGAAGUAAUAAAGGCUGAUGCUGCAGCAAGAAGGGAUACAUGUUUUGUUAUGUUUUUCCUCUGUGGUCCAGAGUUUCGAUCUCUGCAUUUACUUCCCUCUCACUUAAACCACAUCACUUUCACAAUGGCUUUAAAAGUCUGACCAAAAUCACAGACGGGAAUGUUUUUUUUUUUUAUGUGUGUGUGUGUGUGUGUGUGUGCGUGUGUGUGUUCUAAACCAUGAAUCAUUUUCAUAUCAUCUUUCUCUCUGAUUCUGUGCUGGGUGAAAUUUAGUUUCUCAUUAUUUCACAGUCAGACUCAUUCAAAAUAAAACCCUUAUUGUGAAAAUGUUACUAGCUCCAUGUACAGUGUGCUGUUGUGGUAAACACUGUGUGUGUAUGUGUGUAAAGGGCUGUGUGUGUGUGUGUACAUGUGUGUAGGUGGGUACAUAUGCGUGUCACGCAGUUGCACUAUUACUGUUAUCAGGAAUUGACAUUUAUGGACUCAGGAUAAAACAUGUGACUCCCACCCCUACAACAUCAGUGACUCAAACACAGACACACACACCCAUUUCACAUCGUGCCUUACAGUUACAGCAAAACAGUCAAGACAAACUGCACAGGAAAUCACAAAAUAAAGUGUACACUGAAGAAAAUUAGCAAACACUUUCUAUGUCUAAGUCUGUAAUGCGUUAUAAACAUAAUUGUAACGUGUUAUAAUCUGCAAAUAUUCACAACACUUCAUCAAAAUAAGUAUAACACAUCAUAAAGCAUUUUGAAAUUACUUUUAUGCUCAAGUAUCAUAAUUCUUUAUACUUGAUGGUCACUCAUUUGUUGUUACAAGUAUGUAUGUAUGAUUAUUAUACACAUAAUAGAAAGAGUUGCUGAAAGUUGUUCUGUAUUUUGUACAACAUAUAUGAAUAAUCACAAGGAAUUGAGAUUUUAAUGAGAUAGAUUAAUAAAUGGAUACACGAUUUAUUUUUGAAAUAAACACACCAAUCUUCUACUUCUCAUGUUUGAUGUGCUGUUUUGUCUUUGAGCUCUUUUUGAUUGUCAAACAAAGGGAGGGAGAAUGAGAUUACUUUUUGGUUAAACAAAACAGAAAAAAAGAAAAGCACACUCACACAUGGUGUUUCCCCCUCUGCAGGAAGCCACAUCAUUUGUAGUCGGGCUUCAGCUUUUCCGCCUGUGUGAAUCCGUUACUCCAAGUGACACGGCCUUAUUCCUUCAGUCGAAGCUUUGAAAUGGACAGUUUAGUUUUCUGAUGCCCGCAAACAUCACCGAAAAAAAGGUUUUACAUAGAAAUGAAACUACCGCGAACAUUUCAAAUGCAACACUUUCGCCAAAAGCAAGUUCCAUCUUGACUCAGUGAUGAGUAAUCUGUCUGGGCAAAUACUGAAACAUUAUUAAUGUGCACUGUGUCAAUCUUUAUGCUAAUUGUUUCCACCUCAAAAGAAAGCAACAAAACAUUCACUGUAACAUUGUAUUUGCUGUGUAAAUAUCUCUAUAUUAUUCUGUUAAUGCUACUUUUAGUACCCUUCACACAUGGAUCAUCUUGUCAUUUGGGGGUUUCACUGCCACUACAGUGGCAUCAACACUGUUCACACUCACUGGAGAAGUUGUUCAUACUUAUACUCUGAUGUUCAUUUUAAAAGGAUUCUGUUAAAAAGCUACAGAUUCAGAAAUCAUUGUUGAUUUGUUGAUCUAUUAAUGCUUGAUGAAUACAUCAAGGGUCUGAGGCAAGAAAAGAAAAUCUGGGUACAUCACAAUAAAAAUGCAGCAAUGUUUUGCUGACAUCUGCUGGUUAGCGUAGUCGUAGCUAAACAAGAAGCUCUGAAUUUAAAAGGGAUGAUCAACAAGUUAAAAGAGAAGAACAAAUACAUGUUUCUGCUGCGUAAAAUAAUGUUUGUUUAUAAAAACAUUUUUCUGGGCGUUCUUCUCAUAAAAUAGUUUUACCUCUUCAGGCCUCGAACAAUUAUUUAAUCUUUGAUGAGGAGACGCGAUUUGUCUCAAUCUAAAACUGUCGGGAACCACUGGGACACAAUGCUAAAUCCUCCCCACAGUUAGAGUUGUCUAACCAAGGUACAGUUAAUACAAAUCUCCCUGUUUGUUCUGGGU